Molecule: messenger RNA, 288 nt
Organism: Hydatigera taeniaeformis
Lineage: Eukaryota; Metazoa; Platyhelminthes; Cestoda; Cyclophyllidea; Taeniidae
Source: the annotation of a GenBank genome assembly
AUGAGCUGGACAGGCCUUUAUCCGGGCAUCGGACCUCAGGCGGUACUUUCAAGCCUGCCGGUGGAGGCUGACGCGAUCGGCACAAAUGUUUGGCUAUUUUAUGGUCCUGAUGUUCGCUUGUGUACAGCCUUGCCCACCAUUUUUAGGGCUACGGUAGAACAGGCUGCCAACAAGAAUGACCUCAACACUGAAGUCCAAUUAAUGUCGAUUACCAAGAUCUUUAUAGCCGAUAUAAACAAAUUCUUUGCCGCAUUUGAUACCACUAAUGCUCUUGCCUUAAUUUUCUAA